AAACAGUGGCUUAAUAAUGCGUAUUAUAUAUAUAGGUGAUGAUUGGCACGUACAACGACUGAGUAUUCAGACCACAGAAAAACCAAACACUGAAACUGAAAUCGAAAAACAAUAAUGCUUGCUCCCAAUUUCGACCGAGAUGAAGUAAGAGAACACAUGACAAACAGUCAAACCAACUUGUGUUUUAAUGGCCUAGAGAUGUUUCUACGUUGAUUACACUGCAGACGCACUGCGGCUUUAAUUCAUCAGCUUCUGUUCUCGUUUUUUCUGUAAUCAUCAUCAGCUGCAAAUGGUCCUGCAUGAUGCAUGAACAAUGACAACUAAACCUUGCUUACAAAUCAGACCAGGCAUUAGAGAUGGCUGCUGAUGAGCACCAGGAGCUCCAACUGCAUCUGCUUUUUGAGUUGUCGCAAGGAUUCUGCUUCCACCCGGUGCGCGCGGCAAUGAGCGUAUCAAGUAGAUCAUCCCAUUCUUUCGGAUUCACAUCAUGUCAGAAUCAUCGACCCAUAUAUCAUCCAACACCAACAAAUAAGCAUUUGUCUUUCAGUUAUAUUUUUUGUCAACUGUCUUUAGACCUUUAAGAUGUCUUUCAACUCUUUUUGUCAUAUUCAGAAACAUAUAUGCCAUAUAUGCCAAUCACAGAUAUGUGUUUCAACUGUCUUUAGACUUCCCAUAUUCAGAAACAUAUUUUGCCAGGGUACUUUUUCCAGAACCUGGAAUGCCAUAUAUGCCAAUCACAGAAUAUGAUUUACUAGUGCUGGAGCUGGAUGCAGCAGCAGCUGGUCCAUCAUGAAGCAUCUGGAUGCAUAUUACAAUCCCAGGUCAGUUGUCGCCGAUAAACAUGGAAACAGUGGGCUCAUCGUCCUCCCUCCCUCCCUCACUGCGCCAUGCUCCUUCUUGGGGAUAUAUUUUUCUCUGGAAUGUGCAGGAUCUUCCGCCAGUUCUCGUGUCCCUCUGCUUGGCAGGUUCUACUGAGGACGCGGCACCCAUGGAUUUCAACCUUCGCAAGCGACGGGGGCAGGGUUGGAAGGCGCUCCAUCCUAUCGCACCUCAUAAUCAAUACACUCUGGAGCGAAACAAGGAGCUCCAUAUUUUCUGGCAUGCUGUCCCAGUCGCAGAAGCUAACUCGAAGCUCACGCAGACAGCUGAACAGCUCGGUGCCUUCUUCAGGAAAAGAUGCCAAUCGGUUGCAGUUAUGGAGCUCAAGCUCUUGCAGGUACUUCAGCGCUCCUGGACUCUGGCUACUCAGCAUCCAGCUAGGGUACCUCGAACCCUUGUAGCGGUUGAUUGUGAGUGCUGCGAGAUCCUUCGGGGGGCAAAGGCCCUCAAGGACCUCUGCAGCAACGUCUGGAGUCUGGCCUCCCAUCAUCCAGCCAUGGUACCUAUGGUUGGUUGGAUCCUCCGGCGGUAAAAGGCGGUUAAGUAUCUCUGCCACGGCGUUCGGAUCCCCCGCCUGACGGACAGAGAAUGACAGCUCCAGUUUCCUUAGUCGUUCCUUGCUGGCUAGGUGUGCUUCAAGAGCUUCCUCUUUGCUUCUGACGAUCCCCAGACCGUCAAUCGCCAGAGUGCCUCGAAGGUUGUUCAGGUGCUUCAGCUGCUUCAGUUCGUGCCCCUGUUCUCUCUUCACUUGGAAGUACCGUAGCGAUUGGAGCGACGUCAGCCUGCCAACGUUUGCGAAUCCCAUCGACGACGAAGAGCUGUGCCGCAAGGAAGUGAGAUUCUGUGUCACGUCUUUGGCGCAGGAAAUCUUCUCAGCAUAUAUGCUCUGCAUAUGGUAAAGUUUGCUAAAUGUGCUUGGGAAAAUAAGCUCCACACUGCGAUGAGAACAGUCCAGAUUAAAGCUUAGAUAACGCAGAUGCUUCAUCUGAUCGAUAGAUGCUGGGACUAACAACGCUCGUUCAUGGUACUGUCUCGUUGUAACGACCAGCGCCCGCAGUUUCCUCAGGCUCCUGAACAUUCUGUCCAAGACUUCCUCGUUAACUAAGGCGCGACCUGACCGUUCCUCAGCAUCUUCAGCUGCAAAUGUUUUCCUCUUGUUUUCGCUGUACUCUUCGACGAUGAUGAGAGUGCGUAGAUUUACCAGACCUAGAAUUUUCUUUGUGAUAGCUGAUCUACUGUCAGUCCCAGUGCCAACAAAGAGAUGGCGAACCUCCUGCGGAAUAUGUUUUGGUGAGCUAUUUGAAACGACUCUGAAGCAUUCGCUUCCGCUGACCCUCUCUGCCAGCUCGUGUAGCAGGUCAUGAAUCGUGAACGCCUCCGUUUCAGUGCCAAAAACUGUUCUUUCUAUCUGCAGAAAUGAGAAGGUCCGCAGUUCGUUAAUGUAGUGCAGGCCUAUAUCUUCCGGUUGCUCUGUUGCAUUAACCCUGGUGUUUAUGAACCCUUGCGCUAUCCAGAUGUGAACCAACUCGUCUCGUACUAACCUGUAUCCUCUGGGAAAAGUGCUGCAGUAUGCAAAGCAUCGCCUGACGUCUACACCUAGCUGCUGAUAGCUCCACCACAGAGCUCCCAUUGUUUCGUCCAACAUGUCAAGGUUCGCUGUUGUCUCCCAGAAAUCGAUGCUGCUGUUGCUCCGAAGCCGUGCUGCCACUGUGACUGCUGCAAUGGGUGAUCUGCCGAGCUUUUUCGCAAUUUUUCUCCCUAUUGCUAUAAACCUUCCGUCACCAACACGCUUACAUCGUCAUAAAGUUGGCUUGCAAAUCCGGUCUCUCUGCGACCAAAAAAGAGAGCGGGCGAGGCGCGGCGGCGGCGGAGUGGCUCGCGGGUCUCCCCUGCGGCGCCGGGAUGGGGCUCCCCAGGAGGGGCGCGGCGGGUGGUAGCGGGUUGGUCCCCUCCUCUCCCCUCUGCCCGGUCGCCCGGGCCUGCAGCCAUUCCCUAGAUCCAGUAGUCUGCCCGGCGGUGUCCGGCUGUGUCAGUUCGGCGUUGUCAGUGGGUUUGGUUUCAGGCAAGGAUUGCAGCGAGGGGGAUUGUGAUCCUGUGGCAGAUCGUGUGGAGCAGUUCGCGCAGGAGAGGAUCCCCGCAGCUGAGAAGAUGAAAUGGGGACUUGAUGGGUCACUGGGUUCUCUGCAGGACUUCAAUGCGCCGGAUUCUCUGCAGGACUUCAUUGUGCCCGGGGAUUUGAAGGCUUGCUGUGACUUGUCUCGUCGGUAUGGGGUGCUCGGCGGUUCGUCGCCAAGCGACAGCUCUCGCCGCCCUAUCCUUAGGCCGUGCGACGAAAAGGGGAAGUCAGGUGUCUUAGCGGUAGAAGAGGAUGGCUGGUCUGUUGUGAAGCCUAAGUUCUGGUGGCGGAAAAGUUCAAAUUUUCUUGGGGAUUUCAAGCAGCAAGAUGUGAUCCGAGGAACCGAUUUUUUCAAGCAACAGCUCAGAGGUAAAUGUUUCAAUUGCCUGGCGUCAGAUCACUUUGCUUACCUCUGUUCGGCACCUGUUCGCUGCUGGCAAUGCCUACAAGCAGGUCAUAAGGCUAGGUCAUGUCCUGGCAAUAUCUACCGUGGGAGAUCCCAUUCAAUUCGUGAUCUACCUGGGUCACUCAAGCAUUCAAUCCAGAAGGGCAGUAAUUUCUCCUCGAGCUACCAGCUGCUGAAGCCUCUACCCGGCCCUCUUCAAAUGGGACAUGAACGGCAGCCUACACUUCACACUUCUUCUGUCCAGCCAAACAAGUCGUAUCUCCAAGCUGUCCAGGGAGGCCAAGUCAUGGAAGCGCGCUACCCCGGUGACCCUCGGGCGCGGCCUGCAAGAGCAGUCUGUGCCAUCUCGGCGACCGGGUCGAUCCGUCGUCGUAGAGAUGAGUUAAUCAGUAAGGCAGUGGUUUGCUCUUUUGAUGGAAACAGUCAUGAGGUGGAUGUGCUGUCAGCAGGGGAUAUGCUGAGAGAGGCUUUUGAUCUUCACCACGGUCAGUAUCAACUUGUCAAGCACUUUCCAGAGCAGUUUUUUAUCAUCUUCUCUGAGUCAAGAAUCAAGCAAUGGGCGCUGGAUAGGAGGUCGGUCUCCUAUCGUGGUCGAGUGUUCCACUUUGGGGACUGGUCAGAGGAGAGCUAUGCCAGGAAGACCAACUUUGAGUUCAGAGUCAAGGUCAGGGUGGAGGGAAUUCCGGUUCACUGCUGGGGAGAAGAGGUGGCUGCUAGGGCUUUAGGUAAGAGCUGUGCUAUUCACUAUGUCCAGGAGCGCUCGAGGCGUAAGGAGCGCACGAGAUCCUUUGAUCUUUGGGCUUGGUGUUCGGAUCCUUGUGAUAUCCCCAAAGAGGUCUCGCUGUCUGUUGCAGAACCUGAUAGGGAGCCCCCUCCUCCUGGUGCCCCGCUACCUGUGGUUGGGGUUUUUCAUGAGUUGCCAACUGAUCUAAAGGAAGGCCAUGUUUACACCAUUCGAAACCACAUUGAAGUCGUGGAAGACCUCUCAUUCAUUCGUGGAAGGGAUGCUAGAGAAGGUCCCACUUGCCGUAGGCCACGCAGAGAAUUUGUGUGGAGCUACGGCGUGCCGGACUCUAUCGGAGAAAAAAGAGAGAGAUCAGAGGAUCGCAGAGGCAGGGAUUUUGGUCAUCGAGGCUGGGAUCAUGAUGAUGAUGAGGACUUUCAGCAGGAUAGACGUCAUGGCACUCGUAGGCACCGCAGUCUUUCGGGCUGGGCGCGUUCUUCGCGGUGCCGUGGCGGUCCGGAGGACUGCUUCAGUUCAAGUGGAAGGCGCAGGCCGGCUACCCCUUUUCGUCGUCGUGGGCUGGUUGGGCGCUGGAUUCCAAAGGUGAAGGUCAGAUCGGUCUCUUUUGCUGAUCCACUAAUCUCUGCUGUUUGGCCCCCAAUUGGUGUGGAAGAGCUGGAAGAUGAAAUUGGUGCUAUUCCUGCUGGCGAUUCGAUUUCAGGCGUCCUGACAGCACAGCAGCCUCGGCUUGCUGUCCCUUCCAAGGUGGAUUUGAUGGAACAGCUUGCAAGGCAUUUCAUAAGGCCCCUUACUAAGGAUCAAAUGGAGGCAAUUAUGGAGUUGGCAAUUCAGGGAAAGGAGAAGGAAGGGACCAAGAAGAAGGGCAGAAAGGUGGCACCUCUCAAGGCUCCUUUCAUAGAGGCUGCUGAGAGGAUCUGAGUGAUGUUUUUAGAUCUUGUGUGGGUCGGUCUGGUGCAGAAUGUUAUCUCGCAUGUGUAAUAGUCUGUGGGUCACCCAACUACUUUUGAUGACUGCUUUGGGUAGCAGGUUGUGGGAUUGUCAGCAGUGUUUUUUCGUUUGGCUUGCUCUGUCGGUGUUUCAGUCUGUCAUUAUUUCAGGCGUGGGAUGCUUGCUUUUCCCAACUAGCAAUGUGCUGUUGUCGCUGGUUGUCUGGUCAGGUCCUGUCUUGUGUGGCUCUACUUGGGCAUGUAGGGGAACUACUUUUGAUUAAUGAAUGCCAACUGUUGUAUUUUGUCA
Zea mays is the source of this 5382-nucleotide messenger RNA. RefSeq lists its product as uncharacterized. Bases 2782 to 5064 code for a protein of 760 amino acids. The record is from RefSeq and is a predicted model, not a curated record. The transcript is spliced from 3 exons. Lineage: Eukaryota; Viridiplantae; Streptophyta; Magnoliopsida; Poales; Poaceae. Gene Ontology annotation, molecular function: nucleic acid binding; zinc ion binding.